AUGGCUACAGGAUUUGUGGAUGUUCAAGAGUCUCAUCCGACAAUUCUUCCCGAAGAGUAUCAACAUUAUGCUAUUCAUCCUCGUUUCCGUCGUCAAUUCUUCAACUCUCUCAAUGACAUGAAUGAUAUUGGAAUGAGUUCAUUCAGUGGAAUGAGCAAUUCAAUGAUUGGAUCGAAUAUUGGUGGAAAUAUGGGAUCCGGCUUCUUCCCCAGCUCAUUCGAGUCGAAUUCCAAUAAAAAUAGUUGGGGAGCUUUUUCGAGCAAUCAAAAUGGAGGCUUUAACACCAAAUCGCAGACAAGAUUGAGUCUU
Mesorhabditis belari is the source of this 309-nucleotide messenger RNA. NCBI's taxonomy places the organism in Eukaryota, Metazoa, Nematoda, Chromadorea, Rhabditida, Rhabditidae. The record is from the annotation of a GenBank genome assembly.